GUUUCCGGGGUCACGGCCGCUGCGGGUGAAGCGCUGAUGGCGGCUCCGGCUCCCGCUCCCUGGGAGCUGUUCCUGUGGAAAGGAGACUGGGGCCUCCCGAGUGUGGACAGCGACAGCCUGACCGUCCUGGCUUACGCGCGAUUUUCAGGAGCACCCCUUAGAGUGCACAAGCUCUGCAAUCCCUGGAGAAGUCCCUCUGGGGUUUUGCCAGCACUGAAGACCGAGACAGAUGUUGUGUCGCAGCCUCUCCAGAUCCUUGCAUACCUCAGGAGACAGAAGUACAAUGCUGACUACGGACUAUCAGCAACACAAGGGGCUGACACACUGGCCUUUGCCUCUCUGAUUGAAGAGAAGUUACUCCCUGCGCUGAUAUACAUGUUUUGGGUUGACUCCAAGAAUUAUGUCUCAUUUACGAGGCCCUGGUAUGGAGACGCUAUACCAUUCCCGCUCAAUUUUUUCCUGCCAAACCGCAUGCACAUGCGCUUCCUGGAGCGUCUUCGGCUGAUCCGAGGUGGCCAGUGGCACGAUAACGAAGAGGAAGCAGAGACUGAGAUCUACAAAGAAGCUCGUGAGUGUCUGACGCUGCUGUCCCAGAGGCUGGGGUCACAGAAGUUCUUUUUUGGAGACUCACCCAGCUCCUUAGAUGCCAUCGUAUUUGGACACUUGGCGCCAGUUCUGAAGGCAAAACUACCCAACAGCAAACUGCAGCAACAUCUGCGCUCACUUGACAACCUGUGCGAACUCUGCACAUCCAUCCUUGGUCUUUACUUUCCAAAUGAUGGCUCAGACCCUGAAUGCAGCUCAAAGAAACUUCCCCGGAAUAACUCACCGGAUUCUGAUGAAGAUCCCCACAAGAGGCGCAACCAGAUCUUAUCGGUGAUGGUGGGGCUCUCUGCUAUGAUUGGUUACGCUUUCCUUAGUGGCAUCCUGUCCAUUCAACGGGUAACAACUCAUAAUGCACUGAGGCAGCCCUCCCCACUGGAAGAUGAUGAAGUUGAAGAGGGACAAUGAAAGUGAGAGAUGGGGGAACGCAGCAAGAGAGAGAGAGAGAGGGAGAGAGAUGGGCAGUGACGGGGAAGGUGGUGGGUGAGCAGGUGGGACCAUUUCUGCAAGCAUACUGCCCCAAGAUAUGACCAGUAAAAAUUGUCCGGCACCAGGAGAAAUUGCAGGUAGAUUCCAGAUCUUAAUGUUAUUAUUGUUUGUUUUUUUUUUGAACGUUUAGCUCAGGGUCUUAAACCCUGCAGAACAGGUCAGGGCCAAAAGAAAUUCUAGUUCCAAACUUUCCACCCCGUAAUUAGUAUUGAAAUGUUAUAUUACUGUGGCCAGUGGGGGACUCUGAAUGCUGCUGCUACUGUAAUACUGAGUUGACAGGAACAGUGUCUCCCUGCUUUGACAAUUCAUUUCUAGCUAUCAAAAUAAAAUUCCAUUGCCAAUUAUUGUGAGGUUCAUUGCAGGAAUCGGAUACUCUAUAACACAACCUCAAGGUUAGAUUCUGUUUUGGAACUCGGCCAAGAUAUGGUGAGGUACCAGCCCAGGAAUAAAUGUACAAAUUCUUGUAAAGGUGAAAUAAAGAUUCCAUCUUGGUGCUCAUUAACUCAAAGGGUUUUAGUUUGGGCUGUAACUGCUCUGCCUUGAGUUAUGGGUCCUGAAUGUUCUGUGUUUUACUGUCUUCUACCAGUCUGCAUGUUCCCUGGUCAGCUGAGACUUCAAAGUAAGAUCAUCUUUUGGUCCUGCUCUGUGAAUGUGCUGUUCAGGACACGGGUAUCCCACUUUCUGGAAUGUGUUUCUUUGCAUCUUGAUCAGUUUCCAUGAAGAGCAAAUAAACCUGUUUGUAUCUGA
Molecule: messenger RNA, 1839 nt
Organism: Carcharodon carcharias (great white shark)
Lineage: Eukaryota; Metazoa; Chordata; Chondrichthyes; Lamniformes; Lamnidae
Product: metaxin-1-like
Exons: 8
Coding region: 37-1011 (324 amino acids)
Biological process (GO): mitochondrion organization
Cellular component (GO): SAM complex
Source: RefSeq, a predicted model, not a curated record